GCUUCGCAACACACACAGGAGCGCUACCGCUGGGUUACCAGCAACAAGGAGCAGCACACGGAGCAGCCGAGGGAGGGGGGAAGCACAUCUGGGGAAGGCGUAGAGUUUGAGACAGGGAAGUGGAGGAAAAAAGACUCGAGCACAUGCCGUGCUCCAACGGCACCUCUGAGCAGCGCCCGGCCAGGCUGGUUAUGAAGGAAGAAUGGAGUUCCCAGACCAUAGCCGGCAGUUGCUGCAGUGUCUGAGUCAGCAGCGUCACCAGGGCUUCCUGUGUGACUGUACUGUUUUAGUUGGAGACGCUCAGUUCCGAGCCCACAGAGCUGUUCUCGCUUCUUGCAGCAUGUACUUCCAUCUUUUCUACAGGGACCAGCUAGACAAAAGGGACAUUGUGCAUCUGAACAGUGACAUUGUGACAGCCCCAGCCUUUGGCUUGCUGCUUGAAUUCAUGUACGAAGGCAAGCUGGAGUUCAACAGCCUCCCGGUUGAAGAUGUGCUGGCUGCAGCCAGCUACCUUCACAUGUACGACAUUGUGAAAGUCUGCAAGGGCAAGCUGAAAGAUAAGGAGUUGUGCGGGGAUGAAAAGAUGAAUGGCAGUGGGAUCCCUCUGGAAAAAGACACGCUGGUCCUCAGUGAAGGAGUGCCCUUGGGGCGGGAGCUCAGCCCGGGGAAUAAACAAAAAUUAAUUGCUACAGAAUAUGAAAGAUCAGCUGGAAAAGAAAAGGACAGCGGUUAUCUGGGCUGGUCCUCUGAUCUUGUAAGUAUCAACUCUGCAUUAGCAGAAGCAGGAUUGGACGCUGCGGCAGCUGAGAAAACAAGAGCCAAUGUCUGUAGUUCAGCGGGACCUUUGUCCCAAAGAUCUCUUAACCACUCCUUGGCUUCAUCUGGCGUAGAAUGUGCUUUAGACCUGUCUUUCAAAUCUGUGGCUGGGAAGGAUUCUUUCCACCCUUCCUAUGUUUUUGGACAGCUGGCUUCCAAUGGCCAGCAGCAGAGUAGCAAGCCCCUGAUUAAGGAUGAGCCAGAGUCUUUGUCAAACGGAGAAGAUGGUGAGGCAAGGUGCCUAGAAAGUCAGCAUUUGGGGAAUUCUGCCAAGAGCCUGAUGACGGGAUUGGGAAGCAUGUUUGCAGGGAAUGGCAAUUCCCAAGGGCCAGAGGAAGACUUAGAUCAUGAGCGGGAGGUGAGUGAAGAUGACAUGGAUUCCUCUGACAUUCCAUCCUUGGGGGUCUUGAUGCCUCCUGGUCACAUCUGUAUUUGCCCGCUCUGCAGCAAAGUCUUUCCUAGCCCACAUGUCCUCCAGCUGCAUCUCAGCUCUCAUUUCCGCGAUAAAGAUGUUUCAAGAACCAGGCUUUCCCCCGAUGGUUCAGUGCCUACUUGUACGCUUUGUGGCAAGACUUUCUCCUGUAUGUACACCUUGAAAAGGCACGAGAGGACUCACUCGGGUGAGAAACCAUACACCUGCGGUCAGUGUGGGAAGAGCUUCCAGUAUUCUCACAACCUGAGCCGCCACGCAGUGGUGCACACGAGGGAGAAGCCCCAUGGCUGCAAGUGGUGUGAGAGACGAUUCACUCAGUCAGGCGAUUUGUACAGACACAUCCGUAAAUUUCACUGCGGCCUUGUAAAGUCACUGGUGGUUUGAGAGAAGUUGUCCUACGAAAAUGCACCAUUUACUGGACUUUUUUACUCUGUUGAUUCACUUUGGGCAAAUUAAUAUUGUGAGGGGGUGGGAGAAUGUAAUUCUACAUUUCAUAGAGGGAAGGCUUCAGUGGCUUCAUUCUCUUCACGUCCCUUGGCCUACUGUAGGCCUGCAAUUACCCUUAAUGUUCUGUUCGUUUUGGAGUAACAGGUAAGGUGAAUCUUGAUCUGAAUCCUUGGAGAGAAGCUGAUUUAAUCUCUUUGAUUUAAUUGGGGUGCUUCUGACUUGGUGGAUGUGCUCUUGCCGAGUUGGAAAUGUGAGGAAAAUAGAAACCUUGAUCAAAACUGUUCCUUGGGUGAGAUGGACUAGAGUGCCUGCAUAACAGCUCCUCCCUUCCCUCCAGUUUAGCACUCAUAUCUGCAGUGCAGAUGCCUCAAGUAGGCAAUUUCAGAGUUCUAAUGGCCCCAGUUCCUUUCCUGUUUUGGAUGUAGCUUUUUUUUUUGUCAGUGUUUUUAAUCUGUUCCAGACAAGAAAAAAUUCAGAGGGGGUGGGGCGGGGAUGGACUUUUUAUUUAUGAAGUGUGUCUGAGAAAUCUGAUUUCAUGUGGCUUAUGGGGACCGUCUAGAAUUCUUACUAUAAUUUGAAGAGGCCUUGAAAUCAAUGUAGGGUGGGGCUGAAAAUUCCCCUUACUUUUAUCAGCAGGUGAUAGUUUUGUUCUUUUGAAACUCUUCCUGCAAAUCAUCAGCCUCACCAGUGCUGCUAUUCAUUUGCCUUUGCCAGUACUUUGGAAUUGGUCUCUGAACUUGUACUUCUUGUGAAUUGCAGAGAAAUACUUGUUCUCCACCUUUGUGUUCUUUCAGAUCUGAUUCACUGGUGGCCCUGGUUGUGUGUAAUUUUCUUCCAUCUUGGCUGUCAUGUGUAGAACUUUGGAUGUGAACUUUGGCUUUUGUAUACUGAGGCUAAAGCGCUCCCCCAACCCCCUGAUGUGAAUUAUUUGCUGUGAAAUGGAUCACAGGGAUGAAGUGAAAGGAGCUUACCUGUGCAUACUUGGAUUCAUGUUGAAGGAAGCAUAGGAAAGAAUGCUUAGCAACAUGCAAGCAUUAUAACUCAGCACCACAUGUUCGUACCUAUUAGUGUAGUCCUCUAGUUUUGCUUCUAACAAAAGCACUUUUUUUUCUAAAGAUUGGACCUUGAGAAAUGAAUUUUUCUUUGCCCGUUGAGACUGUUCAAAGUCACUAAUUCCAAAAAGAUCCCUUCCUCCUCCAACUUACUUGACAGGCAUGGUGUUUAGGAUGGGAGGCAGAUUUCACAGUCAACAUGGUACUGCAGACCCUUCAUUCAGUGGUGGAAACAUAUUGUAAUAGCUUUGUCAAUGGAAACAGGUAGUAUUUGAAGCCCUGCUGCUUUUCUAGUCCUUACUUUGUUUCAUGUGAGAGCCCUCACUUGUGUUCACUUACCGUCAACAGUACAGUUAUGUGGAAAAAUUAUUUACUUUGGUCUUAGAUUGGCAGCUCUGAUUAAUCCUCCCCUUACUGCUGUAGUUUGACUUGCAGUCAUUAGGAUGUGGUGAUGCCUAGGCUGACUUCCCUAUGUGAGAGUUCUGCUAAAAGUGCAGGAUCAGACUAGACUCUUCCCCCACCCCCAGUGGCCAGCAAAAUAAUUCAGGUUGAGCCUCACAGGCCUGGUUAUAUUUGAGCCAGGCCAGUGAACACAUAUUUCUCAAUGUACUGAAGUACGCAUAGUUGCUGGUGUGCCCUUCCUUCUAUUCGUACAUAACACAUAAUUUGUGUGUUAAGGGUGAAUAUUCUUCCUUAUACAUUCACACACUUUAUUCCCAUUGACACCAAUCACAGGUAUCUCUAAAAGCAUCUGCAAGCCGGUGGCUGCUGCAGGAAGUCAAUUGAUGGGGGGAGGGGUGCUGUGUCUUGGAAACUCUGAGGAGUUGGGCUUUGCCCACCCCAUAAAGAGAGCACAUCUGGCUGGAACAGCUGAUGGAGGCAGGCUAGGGUUUGAAGAAGAAAAGUGGGUUCAGAUGAAUGGGGCCUCAAGAAAGUUACGAGAGGAUCAGAUGAGCAAGUGUAGGUGCCAGAUGGCAGUCUUAUUACUGCAUAAUUUCAGAGGGAAAAAAAUACUUUGUUAUAAUAUACACACAGCUUUUUUUUUUACUGCUUCAAAAACCAUCUCUUCUGCAUUUCAAAUUAUUGGGAAGUCUGUUGUGCUUCAGAAAGUGUAGCUGUUCCCUGGCACUGAACAUUAUUUAGGCUAAAUUAAGAAUUUUUGCUGUACUAAGCAUGAAAUCGAAAAUCAUACAAGUGCUUUGCUCUAUCCCAGCCACAUAUAAUGCAAAACCUAUUCCCUAGGGUUUGUGGAUUUUUGGAAUAACUCUGGAGUUAUUCCAUAGGACUGCAAGGGGAGCAGGAACUGUUCUCUUGGAAGCAGAUCUGCCAGCAGGGAAACUCACAAUUUCACUCUGAAGUCCGCCCAAUGGCUUCCUCUGCUCUAGAACACUUUCUGUUCUUACUGAUAAUAUCAGUUCAUUUUCAUAGAUCAAAUCUUGUAAAAUGCUACUGAUUUAUAAAUGGCAAAUACUUGAUACUGGUUUGCAUGAUUAACUCCUACAAGCAAAGCAUUACCACAUGCUUUGGGCUGUGUGAUGUUUUGGAGAGAUUAAAACAGGUUGAAAUGCUGUACCAUUGGAACAAAUUUGGGAUGUUCACUUAUUUCUGCCUAAUUCCGGCAUUCCGUUGCGUGUCAUGUUAUUAAACACGCCUUCUGAUAUCCACAAAGUAUAUUUUUACAUAAGUGAAAUCUUACAAAAAAUUAGUGUAUCUGAUUAGAUUUCUGAGAAGUUGGUGUUCAGUGAAUGGGACUAGAGAAGGAUUGCCAAAACAAAUUUAUGGUAAUUCUGGAUGCUGCUUAAAGUGAAAACCUUUCUUGAAUUUUUAAACAAAUAUGGAUGCACUGAAAUGGUUUUUCUGGAAAGGCAGGUGAUAUUAAUACUGCAGAAGAAAAUAUUGUCCAGCACUUCCCUUUGAUUAUUAGAAUUCCCAGAAAGGGAGGUUGGAUAUGUUGCCACAGGGGAUUUUUAUGUGCUCAGCCAAAAUUGUGAUUGUGGAUUGUUAGGUUUUGUUUUGUUUUUUGCAAUAAUACAUCCCACUGCUGAAAAGGCAUGUAAACAGUAACUUACCUCUUCAUCUCUAGGGUUAAUGCAAAGUUGUGUCUGUUUUAAUUUUUUUUCCUUCCUGAUUUUAUGCAUUUCCCCUUUGAGUCAUAGCCAAAAUAUUUAGGAAAUAGUGCUAUGAAAAAGCAUAACUGCUACGUCAACUGCAAUAUAGCAGUGCUGUUUUGGAGAGGGAGAUGUUCUAAGUGACUCCUUUUUAUUCAGAUAAAAACUUACGUUGCAAGCUUCUUUUUUUAUUCCUCUUUUAAUUGAUGGUGGCUGUGGUGUGUGAAAUUUGAUGUUUAUGGAAUGUUUGAUUCUAAAUAAUUGGUGACUGUAUAAGCAUUCUUACUAACAAGGCAUGGUAAAGUACCAUAUUCCUAAGACACGUGACAACUGUACUAUGUCCUUUCUUCAUAUCCUUACCCCACCCCUUGGCCCAGAUUGGAAAUAGCACUGAACAAAACCUUCAAGUUAAGUUAUUUCUUUUUUUAAAUUUUAAGUUAUAUAUCUAUAUAUAUAUAUAUAUUUUCCUCCUGAUGAUACUUGAUAUAGUAUUUAUUAGAUUUUUUUUUAAAUUAAGGAAUGCUUGCUGUGGAGCUUUUUUCAGAAUAACAAGUGUGAAAUCUGUGACUUUAAUUUUAUUUCUGUAUAUGUUUUACAAAGUGAAUGUGUGAACACGUGAACCAGUGCACAGAAUGUAGUGCUCUUUUUAGGCUGAUCCCACGCUGGGUGGAGUGGCGGAAGAAUUCCCAUCCCAACAUGGAGUUUUGAUUGCUUCCGAGAGCUCCCCUCUCUUGAUUGCAGGGGAGGGCGGUGGUGCUGCAAGCCAUGCUUUGGGGGGGCAGUGAAAGGGGCAGUACAAGGAAGGACUUACGUACCUAGGUCUCUGAAUUGGGACCCUUAUUUGCCUCUUCUCUUGGUACUUGUUGAAGGAUUUAAAAAUUAAGUGCCAUAGGACACCAGUGGGUUGGAUUUGAGGGGGUUUUUUUUAGAUAAGUUUAAUUUUUUGAAAGAGGCAUGUUCUCUGCUGCAGUUAAAAAUGAACAGGUAGCAGAUGCAUCCAGCUAAGGGAUUUGUUGAAGUGUUGUCCUUUUAUUCCUCUUUCCCAAAAUUUCUGGGUUGAUCACUUCUUUUGUUUUUUGAAAGAUUGCACUUUUAUUUAAAGAUCUUUUUCAUUUUUUGGAUUUUUUUUAAAUCGUUGCAAUAGUUCUGAGCAUGUUUUCUUUGUUUUUUACAGUUCUUUACUCCACAGAAAAUUACCAAGCACUGUACACUUAGGUUUGUUCCUUAAUAUGCAGCUGCUGCUGCUCUGGUUUGCAGAGAGCAUAACUGGAAACUUUGGGGCUCCAUUUUGAUUUUAUUCAUUGGAGUCAGGAUUUUACCUUAAUACGGCUUUACUUAAAACACUGAAUUUGUCUUCUACUUCAAACCAAUACUGUGAAGUUAAUGUUUGAAAGAAAAAAAAUCUGUUAUUUUAAAUUGCUUUUAAUCUUGGUGCAGUUCAGAUUCAAAUAUGUAUAUUUAAAGACACUAAUUUUUGUGGGAGAGUUUUUAUAGUGUAUAGUAUGUAGAAAAGCUAUUGGAUUGAACUAUAUUUUAUUAAAAAAAGUUCUUUCACUGUUUUAUAGUGAAUUAUUACCCUUACCCUCUCAUUGUUGGUUCUAUGCUGUAUUUUAGGCUAGGUUUGACAAUCGCAUAAAAAGAAUGACUUUGACAAACUUUCUUUAAUGUCUAGUUUCUGUGUGGUUUUGUUCCUUUUUUUUUAAAUUGUGUGUUAUGUGCUUUUUUAAAAAAGGAAAAAAUGUGACAAUCGUGAUUAGAACUGUCUUUACUGAAUAAAACACACUAGAGUUAUAAA
Molecule: messenger RNA, 6651 nt
Organism: Candoia aspera
Lineage: Eukaryota; Metazoa; Chordata; Lepidosauria; Squamata; Candoiidae
Gene: ZBTB42
Product: zinc finger and BTB domain containing 42
Exons: 2
Coding region: 203-1633 (476 amino acids)
Biological process (GO): regulation of transcription by RNA polymerase II
Cellular component (GO): nucleus
Molecular function (GO): DNA-binding transcription factor activity, RNA polymerase II-specific; protein binding
Source: RefSeq, a predicted model, not a curated record